UGGGUCACAGCUGCUGCUUCAUCUGUAGUGUUCAAAAGCCAGACUGAGCUGCUGCUCCCCAGCGGGUGUGUGCGGAGAGAGCCCUUCCCUAGCGCCCCUCUGUGCCCAGCCGGGGGGACUCUCUGCGGGGGCUGGAACAAGCCCUGGGCUCUGCCGACACCAGCUCCUGAGCCGCAGACUCCAGGAUUUCCCAUCACCAAGCCCGAUGUGAUCUCCUGGAUGGAGCAGAGGAAAGAGCUGUGGACCCCAGAUCUGCAGGACUCUGAGGAACUGGAACUCCUGAGUGAUGUCUGCACAGCAGGUGAUGGUACGGGGAGUGAGAGCGAGGAGGAGACCCCUCAGCAGGAAGAUCCCGAGCCAGGGAAACCACAUGGCGUGGUAUCAGGAAGAGCCGAAAGGGACGUUUCCCAGAGUCCUGAGCAGGGAAACCCUCGAGGGACAGGAAAGAGCAAAUCAUCCCACCCGGGCAGAGGUGUCAAUCAACUCAAAGAUGUCGGGGAGCGGCCCUACCGGUGUGAGGACUGCGGGAAAAGCUUCAGCAGCAGCUCAGCCCUCAUCAUCCACCGACGGAUUCACACUGGGGAGAGACCCUACAAGUGCCCCGAGUGUGGGAACAGCUUCAACCAGAACUCGGCGCUGAUCGCACACCAGCGCAUCCACACUGGCGAGAAGCCAUACGAGUGCCCCGACUGCGGGAAGCGCUUCAGCCACGGCUCCACCCUCAUCAAGCACCAGCGCACCCACACAGGCGAGAAGCCCUACCAGUGCGAGGAGUGUGGGAAGUGCUUCAGCAUCCGCUCGACCCACGUGCGGCACCAGAAGACCCACACAGGCGAGCGGCCCUAUGUCUGUGGAGAGUGCGGCAAGAGCUUCAGCGACAGCUCCUACUUUGUGCAGCACCAGCGGGUCCACAUGGGCGACAUGCCCUACGCCUGCCGGGACUGCGGGAAGAACUUCAUCUGGAGCUCAGCCCUGCUGCGGCACCGACGCAUCCACACUGGCGAGAAGCCCUACAUCUGUGGUGACUGUGGGAAGAGCUUCAGCGAGAACUCCACCCUGCUGCGGCACCGACGCAUUCACACUGGUGAGAAGCACUACAAGUGCACCCAGUGCGGGAAGAGCUUCAACGACAGCUCCUCCCUCAUGCGGCACCAGCGUGUCCACACUGGGGAGCGCCCCUACCAGUGCCCCCAGUGUAGCAAGAGCUUCGUGGACAGCUCCACCCUCAUCUGCCACCAGCGCACCCACACCGGCGAGCGCCCCUACACCUGCCCCGACUGUGGCAAGAGCUUCACCGAGAGCUCCACCCUCAUCACCCACCACCGCGUGCACACGGGAGAGCGGCCCUACACCUGUCCUGACUGCGGCAAGAGCUUCAGCCAGAGCUCCAACCUCGUCACCCACCAGCGCAUCCACACUGGCGAGCGCCCCUACGCCUGUGCCCAGUGUGGGAAGAGCUUCUACCGUAGCUCGGACCUCAUCCGACACCACAGGACCCAUACGGGGGAGAAGCAAAACCCCUAUAAGUGCCCGGACUGUGAGAAAAGCUUCAGCAAGAGCUCAGACCUCAAUCUUCACCAGAGAAUCCACUUGGGGCAGAAAUCCUACAUAUGCACUGACUGUGGGAAAAGCUUCCUUCAGUACCACCUCCUUACUUCCCAUCAGAGAACCCACACAGGAGAGAGACCCUACAAAUGCCCCGAGUGCGGGAAGAGCUUCAGUCAGAGCUCACACCUUGUCAUUCACCAGAGAACCCACACUGGUGAGAGACCCUACAAAUGCCUGACCUGCGAGAGAUGCUUUGGUGAUAGAUCGCAAUUUAAGACCCACCAGAGGAUCCACACGGGAGAGAAGCCCUACAAAUGCCCACAGUGCGAGAAAAGCUUCAGUCGGAACUCAUACCUAGUUAUACACCAGAGAACCCACACGGGAGAGCGACCCUACAAAUGCCCCGACUGUGGGAAAAGCUUCAGUGACAAGUCACAUUUUAAUACUCACCAGCGAAUCCACACAGGAGAGAUGCCCUACAAAUGUCCCGAGUGUGGGAAAAGCUUCAGGAGGCGCUCGUACCUGGUUACACACCACAGAACCCACACGGGAGAGAGACCUUAUAUAUGCCUGACCUGUGCAAAAACCUUCAGUGAUCGAUCUCAUUUUAGAAAACACCAGAGAACCCACACGGGAGAGAGGCCCUACAAAUGCCCUGAGUGCGGGAAAGGCUUCUGUCUGCGUUCAGACCUUAUUAUACACCAGAGAACCCACACAGGAGAGCGGCCCUAUAAGUGCAGCGAGUGUGGGAAAACCUUCACUCGGAGCACCUACCUUUUUUCACAUCAGAGAAUCCACACAGGGGAGAAACCACAGAAGUGUUCUAGCUAGGGAUGGGCCAAGUGAAUGACAUCUCUGCCAGUUCCCACAGUCUCAGCGAGUCAGGCCAGGCUGGAGUGGCCGUGUAAUGAGAAUAUGUAAUGGUUAUCAAAGUAGAGAAUGGAACCACCUUUCUGGGACAGAGUCGUGCAGAGCAGGAGGCUGAGAUAAGAUUUCCAUGUUGUGAUGGGAUUUGAUUAUUACAUCUCAGAAAGCACUGAAUGUCCUGUGAUCAGCUCCUACAUCUAAAUCAAUUACCUGCAAUUGGCCAGUUCCCCGUGUAGUGUGGGAGCACUCUUAGAUUCCUUGUUGACACUAAGCUCUCACAUAGCGGCCCCUGUGAGUAAUGCUUUCUCUCAUCUCUAGUUGACUAGGAGACUCUGUCCCAUCCUGGCGGACAAUAAGCUGGCCUCAAUUGUUAUUUACACCUUUGUCAUCUGUUGGCUGGACUACAACAGUGCUAUAGACCUGGGAAUGAAAGUGUCAGCACUUAGGAAAUUCCAGCUAGUACAGAACACUGCAGCACUUCUCUUGACAGAGGCUAUGCAUGGACAAAUCAGGCCUGCCCUCAGUCUCUACUCUGGCUUCCCAUAGAAUAUUGAAUCAAGUUCAGGUCUCGAUUCUUAUCUUCAAGUUGCUUCCUGGCCUGCUAGGGGCAAACCAGUGCCUCAGAUGCUGUAGGCAUGGGGCUGUUUUUUCAUAGGAUUUGCAUGAGGAGCUGAAUAGCUCAGUGACGAUCUAUUCAUGUGACAAUGGGGCGCCCCAUGAAAAACAUGCUUCACACAGGCAUUUGCAACUGACAUUUUAUUUACAACCCCCGUCCCCCCCUCACUUUUAUUUUAUUUUUGCAUCAGCAGUUUUGUUCCCAAAGCACCCUCUAACUUAGGUAUUUUACGAACAGUUUUUAUUUAUUUUUUUCCCCAACAGGGCUUUGUAAUUUGCUGAAGGAAGAGGAGGUUCAAGAUUCUGCAUUAAGCAUUUAUCUGAGCAUCUGAUUAUUUUAUCUAACACUUUAUCUAGGUCUCUAGCAUCUGUCACAUUGUUCACCCACUCCACUGCUUGAGCACAAUAUUCCUGGGUUAAACAGGCACAAAUAUGGCAACUUGUACAAUCAAAAGCGUAACAAUUUGAUCAGUUAUGGGUUAGCACAGUCUCCAUGCUAGAUUUCUUCCUCAGAGUUAGUAUGUGUCUAUAGAAUCAGCAUCCCCUUUUCUAUUGGUAUCCUAUGGACGUAGGGGUUCUGGGGGUGCUGCCACAACCCUUGGCUUGAAGUGGUUUCCAUUAUAUACAGGGUUUACAGUUUGGUUCAAUGGCUCUCAACACCCUCACUAUAAAAACUGUUCCUGCACUCCUGCCUACGGAGCAUCUGGUUUUGGGCCAGGGCAAAAGCACGCCAGGCCCAGACUGUUUGUUCCUUCUUGGCUUUCGGCGGACACAUUCUCCCAGGUCUCUAAAGAACCAUCUCUCAGCUGCUGAGAGAUUUAAAAUAAGAAAUGCAGAUAAGGGCAUCAUAUUAGUUUUUAUACUGUGCUUGAAAAUCUUUCCUUUGUGUGUCAAGAGACCGCUUCAGAUCAGGUGUUUUGGUUUUUUUAAAUUGCCUUGGGAUGGUCUCACUCCAUCGACCUUUCAGCUGGAAGCUGAACACGUGAGUCCACUGAGCUAGCAUGGCCAGGUCCUAUUACCAGCCCUCUCCAACCCACCCCCCUCUGUUUGAGUUGGGGUAUCCUGGUUGGGAUCUGGAGUGUUAAACCAAAGUUGGGUCAGCGGUCUGGCCUCAUGCUUCCCCUCUGCACUGUCUUGAUAACCUUCAUCAGCUGCUCUCCCCAUUGCCCUGCUUCCAUGACAUGCUUCCAGAGUGGCACGCACUGGUUGUGCCAAGGGUAUAUUGGUUCCUUCCAUUCCCACUGUUUCCUCUGUCUGGUGUCUCUUCAUGAGCUGUUUGAGUGCCAGUGCUGGCGAGACUUAAUUCAAGGGACUGUGAGGAGCCUCCAUCUUUAACUCUCAGACCUUUUUGAAUGGCGUGUUCUCUUUUAUAUGAUGGUUGCACAGUACUUUCUAAGCCAAUAGUUUUAGGGACAAUGCUUUAAAAGGCCUGGUCUCCUCCUAGGUAAGGAGCAACUUCUGAUCAGUGCAUAGUGGGAUGGAGACUGUUGUAAAAAGGGAAGGAGUGAGGGUGAAGACGUUUGAACACUUUGUUUUGUAUUUUAUAGUUUAUACUUGUUGAAAGGUUACAGUUCAUUAAAAACAAAAGGCAUACACACCCGUUCCACUGAAAAGGGCCCUAUGUUCUUGUAUGAGGGGGAAGGGUUUAUGGGAAGUGGUGUACCCUGAACCAGCUGGCUCCCGUUUGCUUCAAAUCUCCUCUUCAAUUACACCCUCUUCUACUUCAACUAUGCCUUUUAAUUCCUCCUUAGUUUCUCUGCAUUACAGCUGUACUCGCCAUAACACAGUUUUCUGUAAUUUCUCACUUCUAUCAUCUACUGUCAAGUAUUAUUAUAAUACAAGUAUUAUUUGACAUUAUAAAAUAUCUAGGGGCUUGUACACACUACCACUUCUGUCAGUGUAACUUAUGUCACUCAGGUGUGUGAAUAAGCCACCCCUCUGAGUGACCUAAGUUACACCAACCUAAGUGCCGAUGUCUACUACCUCUUGUGGAGGUGGUUUUAUUAUGCCAAUGGAAGAACUCUUGCCCAUCGACUUGAGAGCAUCUUUACCAGAUGCACUACAGCUGUGCAGCUAUAUCAGUGCAGCUAUGCCGCUCCAGCACUUCUAGUGUAAACUAGCCUGAGGUGACACAUUGUGUAAAAGUAAAAUGUAAAGUGUUGUAUAAGAACAGGGAAAACUUGACUCUUUAGGACUUCUUCAAUGUGAUGAUAAAAAAGGAAUUAUUGCUCUGCACAAAUACCAUCACAGAGUAUCACCAAGUAUGUAAUCCUCCCAAUGAUUUUGUUACUGUUAUUUUAUUUAUUUAUUGUUACUAUUUCUGAUAGGCCAGGACAAAGUGAUUGGAAAGAUUGGCAAAACAAUAGGGGGAAUAAAGCUUCAUGAAGCUGGGGAGAGCUUCUGUGUGACAAAUGCCUGUGCGAAAGCCUGACAAUUAACGAAGAAUGCAUACAGUAGUUUCACUAAAAAGUAUUUCAAACAAAUGUCAAAUUUCCCCUAAAAUCCAAGCCAGCUCUCUUAUCCCUAAACCCUGUUUUUUCAUGUUAAUCUUUUAAAAGUUAGGAUAGUUUGUAUUUUAAAACUUUAUUUGAUGUGAUUAAAAAUUGUGUGGUUAGCAGAAGAUGGUGGUUGUAGAUAAAAGAAAAGUCAGGUAAAGAAGAGGUGGGGUGUGGGGUGGGCAUGGAGGGGCAUGUUUCUUUAGAUGACAGUGCCAGGCUAGAGAUUUUAUCUCUGUCCCUGUCUUUUAAAAUUUCAUGUUUUGAUUGUAAAAUCCCCCUGUAAAUGUGGGUGGGUGGGUGGUUUUUUUUAAUACAGUAUCCCAGAAUUUAAAACUUUCUUCACAAUUCACAAAAUGAUGAGCCUAUUAAAAGUCCUGCGUCCUGUAUUUGUAAAGAGAUUUAGAGAAGUUUUUGUCUGAUGGGUGUUUCUUCAUACUGGGAAAUUCAUUUUGGCAAAAUUUUAAAAACAAGCUAAUGCUUUUUUUUUUUUUUUUCCUCCAAGUUGGGAUAGUCUCUCUUUUAAACAUUGUAUUGGCAUUUUAAUCUAAUAAGACACUUCUUUCGGUAAGACAAAAUCAUAAUGUUGUAUCAGAGGGGACUGGGGUGGUGCUAGAAGUUACAAUAUUAAAGGCUCUAUACAAUGUAAAGUUUUAUAUCUGCACAGGGCAAUUAAUUCUGUGGGGCCGCUUCAGUGUGGUGAAAAAUAAAAUGGGGUGGGUGAGUGGGUGGAAUAAUUGUUUUGCAGAUAGUUCUAUAAAAUAUUGGUACAAAUGUAAAGACGCUGAGAUAUUUUCAUUAUAUCACAGGGCUUUUUUUAUUAGUCCAAAGGGUCUGGUGUUGGCGUUUUGCAGCAGUGUCACAGCACAAUUCUCUCAAUGUCUUUGCUCCCCAUCUUGCUUUUAGGUGUUUAGUCACUGCUAUUCUGUGAGGCUCCGAUGUGUGUCUCAUGGCACUAACAAAAGUUGUUGUUGCUUUGGAGGCACUUCUCUAAAAUAUCACUAGACAUAUAAAGACCAGGAGAUUUUGAUUGUGGUACAGUGUUCUCCAUCUGAGUCAGUUAUGACCAGUCUUGCAGUUUUGCCCCUGUAUGUAUACCCAUUCCUCCCGAUGCCUUUGGAAGUAUUUAUGUAUUUAGUAUUUCUGCCCUUCUGUGAAAAAGUGACUAGAAAAAUAACAGUGGGAAUGUAAUGCCUGAUGAGGUUGGGGAGAGCUUAUGUAUGAUGUGCUUUAACAUGGGUAAAUGCAUGACAACUAACAAAGAAUGAAUACAAAGUUUUCACUGAAUAAAAAUUUCAAACAAUCAUGAAAAUGUCUCCUAAAAUCUUGCAUCCGAAGAAGUGGGUACUCACCCAUGAAAGCUCAUGCUGCAAAACGUCUGUUAGUCUAUAAGGUGCCACAUGAUUCUUUGCUGCUUUUACAGAUCCAGACUAACACAGCUAUCCCUCUGAUACUAAAAUCUUGGGCAACUCUUAUCCUCAUGCCCUGUUUUUUCUUGUUACCUUCAAAAGUCUGCGUAAGUGUGUGAAUGUGAAUGUGGAUGUUUUCGUCUGUUUCAUUUUAUAUAAUUUCUAAAUGUGCCAUGUAGGUUGUUAAUGCAAAAUAUGUACUGCUAAAGCAUUUAAAAUAAAUUGAAUCUUAAGGACA
Mauremys mutica (yellowpond turtle) is the source of this 7172-nucleotide messenger RNA. Its product is annotated as zinc finger protein 271-like. Gene Ontology annotation, molecular function: DNA-binding transcription factor activity, RNA polymerase II-specific; RNA polymerase II cis-regulatory region sequence-specific DNA binding. The record is from RefSeq and is a predicted model, not a curated record. Bases 220 to 2379 code for a protein of 719 amino acids. Lineage: Eukaryota; Metazoa; Chordata; Testudines; Geoemydidae. The transcript has 4 exons. Gene Ontology annotation, biological process: regulation of DNA-templated transcription.